GCAAACUCGUACGUCGUUAAGCAAAGGCUUGCUAUGGACUUGUUUUCAACUGCUUAUCAGAAUUGAGAUAAUAAGUGCAUUUUUAGCCAUAUAUAAGUUUGUUUAGUCGUGAAUGGUUCAGCAGAACACAGCAGCUAGUCAAAAUGCAUAGUGCAUCUUACUUAAUAUACUUUCUAAUAGUGUUUGUGGGGCUUUUGGGUUACCUUUUCCGCAAAGCCAAAAAAACAUACAACUAUUGGACGGAACAUGGAGUGCCCAGCGAAAAUAAUACGCAUUUAUUAUAUGGCAAUCUUAAAGAAUCAAUUUUAUUGAAGAAAAGUGAUGCUGAAGUAUAUGGAGAGUUCUACCAGAAAUUUAAAAAAAGGGGACUAAAACACGGAGGUGUUUAUUUUUACAGCAGGCCCACCUGGAUUCUGGUAGAUCUUGAUCUAAUAAAAACUGUACUUAUUUCUGACUUUCAAUAUUUUGCGGCACAUAACCCAAUGUAUUUGAAUACGAUUUUCUUUAAUAACCUGUUUCAUAUGCAAGGAGAGCAGUGGAAGGAUAUGAGAAGAAAACUAGCUCCAACUUUUACAUCUGGAAAGAUGAAAAUGAUGUUUAACAUUCUGUUAGAAAAAACACAUGGAUUGGCCGAUUUAGUUGCCGAUAUGGCUAGCACGGGAGAAGCUACAGAAAUAAAAGAAUUAGUUGCUCGGUUUACAACCGAUGUUAUAGGUAGUUGUGGAUUUGGAAUUGAAUGUGACUCAUUAAAUGAUGUAAAUUCAACAUUCUUCCAGCAUGGACAAAACAUAUUCAAGAAGCUCACUCCAAAGGCUGCACCAAAAUUCUAUAAGCUUAUAUUACUCAGCUUAGGACUUAUGAAACGAUUCAAUAUCAAUUUAGAUGAAACUGAAGCGUUUUUCAGAAAACUUGUUGAAGAUACCGUUAAAUAUCGUGAAGAAAACAAAAUUGUUAGAAAAGACUUCCUACAUCUGAUGAUCCAGAUAAAAAACAAUGGUACAAUUACAGAUAUCUUAAAUGAUAGCGAUAUUUUCAUCAAAUCAAGAGAUGAAGCCGGUUUGUCUAUGGAAGAAAUGGUGGGCGAAUGUUUGUUAUUUUUUAUGGCCGGAUUUGAAACGUCUUCGACUACACUUUCAUUCGUCUUUCUUGAACUAAGUAGAAACCAAAGCAUUCAAGAGAAGUUGCGCAAAGAAAUCCACACUGUUUUGGAGAAAUAUAACGGCACACUUUCUUAUGAUUCGCUACAAGAAAUGACUUACUGCGAAUGCGUUAUAAAUGAGACACUCAGGAAAUAUCCGCCUGUAGCAAGUCUUCCACGAAUGUGCACAAAAGAUUAUGCAGUACCAGGAAGUGAUGCUCUAAUAGAAAAAAAUACGAUGGUUGUGAUUCCCCUUCUAGCUCUUCACAAUGAUCCAGAUUAUUUUCCUGAACCAGAAAAGUUUAUUCCAGAGAGAUUUAGUGCCAAAAAUGAAAAAAUUCCAUUCAUUUACAUGCCCUUUGGCGAAGGACCACGGCAAUGUCUAGGUUUGCGGUUUGGUGUAAUGCAAGUUAAAGCUGCUAUUGCGACGCUACUUAAUCGUUAUAACUUUACUUUAGACAAGAAAACCCCAUAUCCACCAAAAUUCACUCCUGGUUCACCAGUUCUUUCAGUUGAAGAAGGUGUUUGGGUCAGAGCCACAAAAGUAAAAUAGAGCUGUCGAAAAACUAUGAUUUUUGUAAAUUAGAAUAAUUGUUGGAUGAUAUAAUAAUAAAUAUAUUUCUUAAUCCCAAGUAACUUAGAGUAUGUCGUGUGAUCGAAAGUACUAUCAUAGUACAACAAAAAUUAAAAAACCAUUCAACUUGCAUUUGAUUAACCGAUUUGCAUUUACCGCAUUUGCAAUAACCGAUUUCAAAAAAUGAUCCUCAACUUAAAUAAAAGUUCGAAGUUUUAUGUGCUAAAUACUUACCUUUUAGUAUUCAAGGCUGAAUCUAGAAUUGCCAUACCUGAAAUUUCUAUACGUAACGUCUUCCGCUCUACGAUUAAUUAAGCAUACUAAUAACCUAAUUGUUGAUAGAUAAUAAUUGUUUACAGUUAGCCGUUUCAAAGCAAGUUCUGACCUCGUCGGAGUUUUCGAUCAUGUCGAUUUGAUGGCUCAUCGAAGUGUGUUAACAAUAAAAUUACAAAUCAAGGGGUUAAAUUAAUAAAAUAAUGACUUUACGCAAACUUACUUACUUAGCUGAUUGAAAAAUCGUUUUUCAGGUUCCUAAUUUUAAAUAUAACUUUGUAGGCUACUAGUUUCGAAAAUACGGGGUAUAGGAAUUUCGAGGCUUAUAAAUUUGACCAUUGGCACAAUUUUCCCUUGUAAGUAUUUUUAUUAAUAUAUAACAAUUGUUUACUCA
Messenger RNA from Dendroctonus ponderosae (mountain pine beetle), 2379 nucleotides. Its product is annotated as cytochrome P450 6a2. The record is from RefSeq and is a predicted model, not a curated record. The coding region runs from base 144 to 1691 and encodes 515 amino acids. The transcript is spliced from 8 exons. NCBI's taxonomy places the organism in Eukaryota, Metazoa, Arthropoda, Insecta, Coleoptera, Curculionidae. Gene Ontology annotation, molecular function: oxidoreductase activity, acting on paired donors, with incorporation or reduction of molecular oxygen; monooxygenase activity; iron ion binding.